GCGCGAUGUCGGCCAGCGCCGCCGCAGCCCCCAGCCGGUGCAGCCGGAGGGCUCGGAGCAUGUCGGUGGAUGAGAACCCGUUCGGGGAAAGCCGGAGCCUGCAGCAGUCAUGCAGCUCCGUCGUGAUCCUUCAGGAUAUGCAGACUGCCCCAAAAGCCUCGCCUGCCAGCAAGCACAAGCCCGAGACAAUACGGCUCAUCACCAAGGACUUCAUCCGUGAUGUUGUUGUCCCUGUAGAGAACCCACCAGCAUUCCUCAUCAUCGGCCAAGAGGAUUUCCAGCGCAUCCAAGAAGCAGCUCGAGUCCUGACCAAGGAGGAACGUGAGGCCAAGCUGGCAGCCCUCAAAGCAGAGAAAAGAGCUGCUCUUGAGGCUGCAAGUGAGCGCAAGAGCGUGGCAAAGCAAAAGGCCGACCUGCAAAAGGCAAAGCUGAGCGACCUGGAGGAGGAGGCACGGGAGCGGGCCCAGAACCUGCUGCAGCGGGCGAACAGAAUGCGCAUGGAGCAGGAAGACGAGAUCAAGGAGUUCAGCCAGCUGAUCCUUGGUACCAAGUGCCACCUGAUCCGUGACACGCAGAUCCUGGAGAAGCAGCUCAUUGCAAAAGAGCUGGAAGAAGAAGAGAAGCGCCUGGACAAGAUGAUGGAGGUGGAGAGGAACAAAGCCAAUGAGAUGCAGGAGGAACUGGAGCACAGAAGGAAGCAGGAGCUGAUUAGAGGGAGGCAGGAGCUUGUGAAGCAGAUUGAGAAGAACGCAGAGGAGCGGGCUAUGAGAGCCGAGCAACAACACCAGGAAGCUCAGAAGAUGCUGGAGUACUUGGAGCAGCUGAAGAUGGAGGACCUGAAGGAGUUGGAGCGGAAACAGGAGCAACAGAGGAAAAUCCAGGCUGAGAUUAAAUUUGUCAACGAUGAGAACCAGAAGCACAAGGAGGAGCAGCGGGAGCAGGAGAGGAUGGCAGAUGAACGGGUGCUUGAGUACCAGAGGCAGAAAAUGGAGCGCGAGGCCAAGCUUGAAGCUGAGCAGCAGAGAAUCCGUAAGGAGAAGGAGAUGGAGAUGGCGCGCUUGAGGGCCAUGCAAGAGAAGGCUCAGGACCAGCAGGCAGAGCAGGACGCGCUGAGGGCCAAGCGCAGCCAAGAAGCUGCUGAGCGCGAGUGGCGGCGCAAGGAGAAGGAAGCAGCGCGGCAGAGGGCGGAGGCAGAGGAGAAGCUGAAGCGGAGCCGCCUGGAGCAGAUCGCCCAUCGGGAGCACCUCAUGGCUGUGCAGGUGCAGCAGGACCGCCAUGAGUUCGAGAGGAUCCUCAGGGCCCAGCAGGAACAGAUUGAGAAGGAGAAGGCAGAGGCAGCGCGGAGGGCACGUCUGCAGCUUGCCCACGCGGACGAUGUCCGGCGCCAGGUGCGGGAGAGGCAGCAGCAGCUGGUGCAGGAGCGGGUGGUCGCCUUCGAGGAGAGCCGGCGGCUGCAGGAGGAGGCUCGCCAGCGCAGCCAGCGCAUUGCCCAGCUCAAGCAACAGAAGCUGCAGGAGCUCAGAGCCGCCGGCAUCCCUGAGAAGUACUGUGCCCAGGUGGAGAGGAGGGUCCGGAGUCAAGUGAAAUCAGCCUCUGGCGAAGCUCAGCACCAUCAGGAGCUGAGCUCCGGUUCCCCAGCAACUUAGGGGGUUCCAUUUUCUUAGGCUGAGUUUUCUAUGAACAGAGAUGCUAAACAGAGCAGACAGCAUCUUUCAUCCUUUUCUCAUGAUGGUUUUGUGGGCUGGGAGCUGCCCUUAGGGCUGGAGUAGCCCAAAGGUCCUUGUCCAACCUGCCGCACUCCCAGGACAGAUAUUUCCCCUUUCCCAUCUCCCAACAUCCACUGAGAGAGCUGUCAAGGUGCCCCAUGUCCUUGGAGGGGCCAGGAGUGUCUCCAGACCCUUGGCACGGCUCAGUUGUCACCAGUGAAGGGGUUUGGAGCAAGGUGAGUGAUCCCAGCCCAUAGGGGGUGGCCCAGGUGGGCUCCCCAUGAGCCUGACAGGCUCUUCUCCAUUAAUACAGCCCUGGCCCUGGCUGCCCACAGCUCCAUCAGCUCUGGCAGUGCCUCCUUCUCGCCAAGGUGUCACCUCCAGGCCCUGAGGCAGUGGCUGACUUCUUCAUGGUCAAAGCAAAGAAACCAGAGCAUGAUGCAAACAUUUAAAAUCUAUUCAGACAGGGACUGGCAGCUUCAGAGGGCCAGAAUCCUGUAGGAGUGGCUCUGAUUAAUUGUCAGAGCAGCUGAAAAAUAUGGAGAGCCGGCAAAGGUGCGACUGCCCAGGGCAGGGGGAAUGGCUUGGCGGACUCUGCCCUGAGCCUCCUCCACACUGAGAGAAUAGGGAGGAUGAAACGCCACAGGCUCUUGUUCGCUCUUCACUGUCUCCUGUCCAGCUGCUGGGUCCCCAUGUCAUGAUGGAGAGACAGGCACCCCCAUGUCGUGACAGGGAGCCAGAUGCUGUGGGGCUGCACCAUCCCUUUUUGGGCAGGGGCUGCGAGGUACCUGUCACCCAACCACAUGCAAGCCCUUCGUGAGCUCCUCAGAUCCCCAAGGGUCUCGGCACCGGCGCCCAGCCCAGGAAGCACCUUUGCUGCCCAGCACCAGGCUUGGCUGCCAUCACUGCCACCCCUGGUCCCAGCAGCCACAUGCUGGCUGUGUUACACUCAGUCACUGCCUUGGCCAGGCAGUCACAGCCUUGUCCUAGGCCAGGCUCAGCCUGGAGGGUUCAGAGCCACCACGUCAAGUGGCCAUGACCACGGGUGGGCAGUCGGCAGCCAGCCAGGGUGGAGCGGCUUCCCCACCCUUCCUGCACAGGGCUCCCGUGCCGAGAAACGCAGGAGUCAUUGAGUCACGGCCAGGGAGACAGCGCCUUGUGGCCGGGAGCCCCAACCCAUGCUGAGCCACGG
This is a messenger RNA of Apus apus (common swift), 2898 nucleotides long. RefSeq names its product cilia and flagella associated protein 45 (gene CFAP45). The transcript has 12 exons. NCBI's taxonomy places the organism in Eukaryota, Metazoa, Chordata, Aves, Apodiformes, Apodidae. The record is from RefSeq and is a predicted model, not a curated record. The coding region runs from base 6 to 1646 and encodes 546 amino acids.